GCUCCUGCCGUAGCCGGUCAUGGCGACGGUGUGUUCAUGUCCAUGAGGCGGGAAGCUCAGCCUUCUCUCUCCGUCUCUCCCUUAGCGUGGAUUAACGCAGCGAAAUAAACGAUGGCCGGAGUUUUCGAUAUCGAUCUGGACCAGCCGGAGGAGAAUGUCUCCGACGAAGAACUUGAGGAGACUCAGAUCACUGACUUUAUGGACCAGUGCAGUGGCUUUGAAUUUAAUAUGGACGACUGUGAGAAGAUUGAGAUAUCUGAGGACAAUGUAAACCAAGGCACAGAGAGCAUACGUCCUGAAUGCUUUGAGCUGUUGCGGGUUUUGGGCAAAGGCGGCUAUGGAAAGGUUUUCCAAGUUCGGAAGGUGACCGGUGCAGCAUCGGGAAAAAUAUUUGCUAUGAAAGUUUUGAAAAAGGCUAUGAUUGUCCGCAAUGCUAAGGAUACAGCUCAUACCAAGGCUGAGCGCAACAUCUUGGAGGAAGUGAAGCAUCCUUUCAUUGUGGAUCUUAUCUAUGCCUUUCAGACUGGCGGCAAGCUUUAUCUCAUCCUUGAAUACCUAAGUGGAGGUGAACUCUUCAUGCAACUGGAAAGGGAGGGCAUUUUCAUGGAAGAUACAGCUUGCUUUUACUUGGCAGAAAUUUCCAUGGCUCUUGGCCACCUGCAUCAGAAGGGCAUCAUCUACAGAGACCUCAAACCUGAAAACAUCAUGCUCAAUAGCCAAGGCCAUGUGAAGUUGACUGAUUUUGGAUUAUGUAAGGAAUCCAUUCAUGAUGGGACUGUCACACACACUUUCUGUGGCACUAUUGAGUACAUGGCUCCAGAGAUUUUGAUGAGAAGUGGACACAACCGGGCUGUUGAUUGGUGGAGUCUUGGAGCCCUGAUGUAUGACAUGCUAACGGGUGCACCACCUUUUACUGGAGAGAACCGGAAGAAAACCAUUGACAAAAUUCUUAAAUGCAAACUGAACCUCCCACCCUACCUCACACAAGAAGCCAGGGACCUGCUCAAAAAGCUGCUGAAAAGAAGUGCCUCAUCUCGGCUUGGAGCUGGACCUGGAGAUGCAACAGAGGUGCAGGCUCAUCCCUUUUUCCGACAUAUUAACUGGGACGACCUGCUUGCGCGGAAAGUAGAGCCACCGUUCAAGCCUUUCCUUCAAUCUGCUGAGGAUGUGAGCCAGUUUGAUUCCAAGUUCACCAGCCAGACUCCUGUCGAUAGUCCAGAUGACUCUACACUCAGUGAAAGCGCCAAUCAGGUCUUCCUGGGCUUUACAUAUGUAGCUCCAUCUGUGUUGGAAAAUGUUAAGGAGAAGUUCUCAUUUGAGCCAAAAAUUCGUUCACCUCGCCGCUUUUUAGGAAGCCCAAGAACGCCUGUGAGUCCAGUAAAAUUUGCUGGGGACUGCUGGCCACGAGGUCCGACCAUGCCUGGAGCUUCUUCUCUUCAGUCUCCCACAGAACUGGCCAUGGAGGUGUCCACCAUGGAUCAGAUGGACAUCGCAGCCAGUGCUGAAGUCACCGCUCCGCUGCCCAUCAGGCAACCUGCAGGCUCCACGAUGGGUCCGUUUAAACAACAGGCAUAUCCAGUCAUGUCCAAAAGGCCAGAGCAUCUACGUAUGAACCUAUGACCAUUAGCUUGACCUAGAGAUUUACUUUGCUUUCUCCAUUUCUUUUAUAUGAAUACUAGGGAAAAACGGAAAUUCCCCACCACCACACAACCUCCUACUACUGUAGACUGUCCUUCACUCUCUGAUGAGCAUGUGUGCUUCACUGAGCUUGAGAAACUACUUCAGUUCCUCACGUCCCAAAUCCUCAGACCACAUUGUUCUCAGAUGCUUCCUGUCAUAACAUAUCAGAUGGAUGAUCAGGAUUGGGCCUUCUUUUGGAUUAAUGACUUUUUUUUUGUUUUUUUUUUUUACAUGAUUGUACCAUAAAAGGAAUAUGAAACACAUGAACAAAACAAAUCAAAUAUGACUUGGCACUGUUUGCUAAAUGUGCAGACUAGAUGACGUGGUGCUCCCUGCAAGAUGAUCAAGUGCUGUUGAGGAAUUGCGUCCGUUGGAUGCUUUUGUGUUUUUACAGUAUUGCUGGGGAAGCAGAAUGGCUUUCCGUCUCUGAAUGAAAUCAUUGUUAAUUGAAAGGAGAGAUGAAUUUGUGGGGAUUUCCACCACGCAGAGGUUAAUAAGCUGGCAUAUGUCUUAUUCUCUUUGAACAUUAAGUACAUCCCACAGUGAUAUAUAGAUGAUGGGUCAGUACACAAGAGCCUCAAUAAAAAAGAAAGACAUUGA
Molecule: messenger RNA, 2280 nt
Organism: Colossoma macropomum (tambaqui)
Lineage: Eukaryota; Metazoa; Chordata; Actinopteri; Characiformes; Serrasalmidae
Gene: rps6kb1b
Product: ribosomal protein S6 kinase b, polypeptide 1b
Exons: 15
Coding region: 112-1620 (502 amino acids)
Biological process (GO): signal transduction; protein phosphorylation
Molecular function (GO): ATP binding; protein serine/threonine kinase activity
Source: RefSeq, a predicted model, not a curated record